Molecule: messenger RNA, 2239 nt
Organism: Caenorhabditis sp. 36 PRJEB53466
Lineage: Eukaryota; Metazoa; Nematoda; Chromadorea; Rhabditida; Rhabditidae
Source: the annotation of a GenBank genome assembly
AUGCCGCAAAACCGACCGAACACUUGCGAGAUUUGUCAUCAGAAAGCGUUCGGCUACAACUACGAGGUCAGUUUGAGAGCCCUAAUGGAUCAGAAAUCGUACAAGAACACUUCAGGUCGUGUCGUGUAAUGCCUGCAAAAUGUUCUUCCGCAGAUCGUUGACGGAGAAAGUGGACGAAGUGUGCAGACGCGACGGGAAGUGCUUCGACGGAAAUGACUUGGAGGGUAAGUUGCAUUUUACAGUCUUUAUAUGCACACAGACCGGCAGAAGUGUACGGAGAACUGGAAAAUGUGAAUCUGUAACUUUUCACAGAAACCUGGCUCAUAAGCACAGCUCUCUUUUAAUUGAAAAACCGCAAGUCGCAUGCAUCCUCCUGACUUUCCAGACAAACCCUAGUACACCAAACUCUAGAAUUGAGAGAUUGCUGAUCCUUGAACGUAUGCAGGUGUAAAUGACAUGUUUACACGAUCUGGCACCAUCUCAAAGUUGGUUGCACGAAGAAGAUCAUUCCAAUUUUAAGAGGACAAUGAUGAAGUGCGCUUGAUGUGUCGCGGAGCAAAAAUGCAUCUUGGGCGCUUAUUUUUCGACAACCCCCAGGAUUAAUCUUAUAGGAUUAAGCACUCGCGGCUCAAACUUCACCUCGGAAACAGUUUUGCAGGAGGCUAGCUAGAAGAAUCCCUUCAUUAUCCGCUCUCAUCGAAUUCUUAGAAUUCACACGUAGCGCAUAUUCUGAUCGCGAUCUCUAGACAGAUGUAAGCAAGGUGCGAGCACGAAAUUGGACGGCGACGAGACCAAAAUAUCAGGGCGAAUUUGUGGUUGCGGUAGACGGCACACAUCUAUUCCAAAAAUAAUUGGAGGGCUAACGAGAUGGAUCAUUUGAUAAUCUUUUGAUCUUGAAAGGGGUAACUAAUUCUGGCGCAAGCUCAUAAUACUAUUCGGGGGAAAGAUGCAACUACACACUUCUUUGAAACACCUGCAAAACAUUAGGAACAUUUAUUUCUGCCAUGCACUUUUGAAAAUGUUAACGUUCAGAACGACGUCCCCGCUGCCGUGCGUGCCGGCUCAGAAAGUGCAUCGCAUUGGGAAUGCGUCAUCGAGCCGAUGACGUAGUAGAAGUGGAAGAGAAUCGAGCGCAGACUUCGGCCGUCUCGCAGUCCCUCGUCACGCAGCAACACGUGGAGUCGAUUUACCUUGAGAAACUCUACCAUUUGCACAGAACACGCGCGGCCGUCUACAGCAUCAUCAACGUUUGCGAGGACCCGACGUUUUGCGACCUCGUCGCCGAGGGAUCACGAUUAGGAACAUAUGCGCGGCCUGUCAGUAGUCAAUCGGAAGAAACUCGCUUGAGCAAAUUUACUUUUUCAGCAGGAAAUCGAUUGGGACCAGACGGCGCGGAAGAUGAAACCGUGGGGAUCGAUGGGCGUUCUGUUAAUUGUCGAAAUGUGCAAAACUUUGGACGUCUACAAUGAGCUGUUGCUCUCAGAUCGGGUCAGACUUUUAUGUUCGAGACUUCCAAAACAACUAGUCUUUCAGGUGCUUCUCCUCAAAAAUGUGGCCUUGAAAAGUCAUCAUUUGUCGAUCGCCUUCGACUCGUUCAGCCGGAAGAAGGGCCGAGUGUUCAACCCGCAGGACGGCGAAAUGUUUCCCCAAGUCCUGUUGGCCAUUCCACAAUGUCGAGAAGUUUGUAUGGAAUUGUUGACGACGCCGGUGGAGCCGUUGAUCGAGUUGAACGUGACCGAAAGCGAGUACCUUCUGCUCAACAUGAUCGUCAUUUGUAACUCAGGUUUGUUGUCUUGAAAUUUUGUUGAUAUUUUGGUAAAGAGGACUGCAUACACUGACAUUUUCGGGGAGUAGGAAGAAGAGGAAAGAUCACGAGAAUUUUGUCUUCGUUCUCUAAUCAUCAUCGGCCACGACUAGAGCGAAGUCUCAACUAAACUCUAUUUCAGGUAUACGCGGACUAUCCCCCGAGGGCCAAGAAACACUCGCACGUCAUCAGCGCAACUACGCGAAGAUUCUGCUUCAUCAGUGCCUGCUCAAAGAUCCGAAACGGGGACCGAGCCGAUUCGCGGCCAUCGUUUCCAUAAACCAGCGACUGGACAAGCAGAUUUCGAUAACGCGAGAGAUGGAUCGGGUAUUGCGAUUGCACUGGGACGACACCUACUACUUUCCAAAGAUCAUGGCCGAGUCGUGUCGGAUGGAGUUUUGCCGAUUGGCGGUUAAAGAUAACAAUGACAGCUGA